Messenger RNA from Pseudophryne corroboree (corroboree frog), 2741 nucleotides. It is a transcript of the gene NOL10, whose product is annotated as nucleolar protein 10. The transcript is spliced from 21 exons. NCBI's taxonomy places the organism in Eukaryota, Metazoa, Chordata, Amphibia, Anura, Myobatrachidae. The coding region runs from base 161 to 2221 and encodes 686 amino acids. Gene Ontology annotation, molecular function: protein binding. The record is from RefSeq and is a predicted model, not a curated record. Gene Ontology annotation, biological process: maturation of SSU-rRNA from tricistronic rRNA transcript (SSU-rRNA, 5.8S rRNA, LSU-rRNA). Gene Ontology annotation, cellular component: small-subunit processome; 90S preribosome; nucleolus.
ACAAGAUGGCGCUGCCAGCCAAGCUGAACCUCCGUUUCCUGCUUUACAUCCAUGUGUGCGAACGUGUUAGGAGGAAUAUCCGGACAGGGCAGAUAGUGAUUCGUAACGUGCGUUCCUCCUCCGUCUAAUGUUUGCCCGGUAGCUCCCGGUUCCCACAGUCAUGCAGGUCUCUAACGUCAAUGACGUGAGGAUCUACGAUCUGAGCUGCGGAAAAUCCCUGCCCGAGUGGCUUUCUGAUCGCAAGAAGAGGGCACUACAGAAAAAAGAUGUGGAUGUUCGGAAGAGGAUUGAACUUAUCCAGGACUUUGAAAUGCCCACAGUCAGCACGAACCUCAAAAUCUCCCGGGAUGGGCAGUACAUUAUGGCAACUGGUACAUACAAGCCCCGUGUCCGUUGUUAUGACACUUACCAGCUGUCUCUGAAGUUUGAGAGGUGCUUGGAUUGUGAGGUGGUUAAAUUUGACAUCUUAUCCGAGGACUACUCCAAGAUUGUCUUCCUGCAGAGUGACAGAUAUGUAGAGUUCCACUCUCAGCACGGCCGCUACCACCGACUCAGGAUACCCAAGUUCGGCAGAGAUUUUGCCUAUCACUAUCCGUCCUGUGACCUGUAUUUUGUUGGAGCAAGCUCUGAUGUGUACCGGCUAAACCUAGAGCAAGGACGGUAUCUGAACUCUCUUCAAACCGAUGCCUCACAGAUUAAUGUUUGUGACAUCAAUCCCGCGCACCACUUAUUUGCUGCUGGCACAGUUGAGGGUAAGGUGGAAUGCUGGGACCCCCGGACGAGAAGCCGCGUGGGGAUACUGGACUGCGCCUUGGGCAGUAUAACCGAAGAAACCGAAAUUGAGGGGUUACCGUCUGUUUCUGCCCUGAAGUUUAAUGGACCUUUGCACAUGGCAGUGGGCACGUCUACUGGACAGGUGCUAGUGUACGAUCUCCGCUCCAGCCGACCACUGAUUGUGAAGGAUCACCAGUACGGUUUACCCAUAAGAUCUAUACAGUUUCACAAUCCUUUAGAGCUGAUUAUAUCUGCUGACUCGCGAAUCAUAAAGAUGUGGAACAAGGAUAAUGGCAAAGUUUUUACGUCUAUUGAACCUGAGGCAGAUGUCAAUGAUGUAUGCCUUUACCCUAAUUCAGGAAUGCUGUUCACUGCUAAUGAAACCCCUAAAAUGAAUGUCUACUAUAUCCCGGCGCUGGGCCCUGCUCCCAGGUGGUGCUCCUUCUUGGACAAUCUGACUGAGGAGUUGGAGGAAAACCCGGAGAGCACGGUGUACGAUGACUACAAAUUUGUCACGAAGAAAGAUCUGGAUGACCUUGGUCUGUCCCACCUGGUUGGAUCUCCCAUGCUUCGGGCUUACAUGCAUGGCUAUUUUAUUGAUAUCCGGUUGUAUCACAAGGUGAAAGCCAUGGUCAACCCAUUUGCCUAUGAAGAAUACAAAAGGGAGAAGAUCAGGCAAAAGAUUGAAGAGACCCGGGCUCAGCGUGUGCAGAUUAGGAAACUGCCAAAGGUGAACAAAGAGCUUGCUUUCAAACUGUUAGAAGAAGAGGAGGAGGAGCGGCCUCUGCAAAAGAAAAAGCAGAAGAAAAUGCCGAACAUUCUCAAUGAUGACCGAUUCAAGGUCAUGUUUGAGAAUCCUGACUUCCAGGUGGAUGAGCAGAGUGAGGAGUUCAGGCUGUUGAACCCUCUCGUGUCUAAAAUCACCCAGAAGAGAAGGAAGAAGCUGAAGAACAUGGAGAUGCUGCAGGCCAAGGAGGAGGAAGAGGAAGAGCCAGAAGGAAGACCGAGUGAUGCAGAGAGCUCUGAAACGUCCGAUGAUGAAAAGGAAUGGGUCGAAGAGGUCAGGAAACAGCGCAAGCUCUUACGCCAAGAGGAAAGAACCAGGUGGCAGGAAAGGGAGAAGGAGGACCAGCAAACGAUUCUCAAGCCUCAGUUCUAUGAGAUAAAAGCUGGCGAGGAGUUCCGCAGCUUCCAGGAUGCAGGCAAGAAGCAAAAGUUGAUGAGGAAAACACUUGAAGACCGAUUGAAAGUUGAGGAGAAACUCGGCACGCUCAAUGUGUCUGACACGGCAGUGGGCAGCAAACAGUUAACGUUCACGUUGAAGAAGUCUGAGCAGCAGAAGAAGCGACAAGAAGCUGAGAAACAACAUAAAGAGGAGAGGAAAAAACUGCGACGCUCAGCGGGACAUUUACGGAGCAAGCCUGCUAAGGGACGACCAUUCCGUUAAGAGGCUGGACAUUUUCUGGAUAGAUUGCCAAAGAACUCCCAACUUGAAAAUGAAUGUUUUUUUUCUUUUUAUAGCAACCAAUGGCAUACUAUGACAACCCAAGCCAUGCAAGACUUCAACUGUGUGUUUUCACAAGUUGGGAUGUAGUUGCUGUACCGGCGGUUGGGAUACCGACACAGGAAUCCCGAAGGCUUACAGUGCCGGCAAUCAGGGGCUAUUCCCACUCGUGGGUGUCCACGACACCCAUACAGUGGGAAUAGAACCUGUGGCGAGCGCAGCAAGCCCGCAAGGGGCUCCAUUGCGCUCGCCCACCCGGCAGCAUUCUAGCGGCCGGGAUCCCGUGGUUCGGAUGCUGAUCACCGGGAUUCCGACCGCUGGCAUUACAGUCCCAACUCAACAAAUGACCCUUUAUUAUCAUCUGCCAUAUAAGUCAGACCCGCCUUGUGUGCCUAUCACCAUAAAUGACUCUGUGGGUGUCAUCAGUGCAUAUAAAUAAAGCGUCAUUUGAUGUUUUUUAGUA